UGUGAUUUGCUCACCAGUACAAACUUCUAGUAACGUCUUGUUUCUUUAUCUCGUCCAAUCAGGGUCACAUUACGACAGGGCCACAUCACCACACUGGACUAUAAGAAGCGUGAGAAUCCCACAGGAAGGCACCAUCCGGUCCAAAUUCUCCUGCCGUACAGGUCAUCUCCAGUCAGCAGCCAUGAAAUUCUCCCUCAUUGCAGCCUUUGUCCUGCUUGCUCUGGCACAAGGAAGCUUCGCCCAAGAUGCUGCCGACCUCGAAAGGAUCGGUCAGUACUUCGAGGAGCUGAAGAACAAAAUGACUCAGGACCUGACUGAGAUCAUCCGUAACCACGAUCUGGCAAACCAGGCUCAGACCUUCCUGGAGGACAAGAAAACCCAGCUGGAGCCCCUGGCCACUCAGAUCCAGGAACAGCUGAGGACUGCUGCCACCAACCUGGAGGAGCACGUCAAGCCCCUGGCUGCCAACGUUCAGACCCAGAUCCAGCCCAUGAUGGAAAACUUCCAGAAGCAGCUGGAGGCCAUCUUCCAGAGGAUGACAGAGCAGGACCCGGGCCAUCGGCAACUAAACAAGCCGUCCUUCUAAAAGCAUGCAAAUAUGCCACCACAGCACCACCUUCUCCGUCACGGACUGAGUUAAUGGAGCUAUUUGCAUCAAUGGCUGGCCUCAAAGUGCAGGCAGAAGCACAACAGCCUAGAAAGUGUUUCAGUGCUUGUUAACAUUGAUAUUUAUUGUCUCUGUCCCAAAGCACAAUUAAAAACUUGGAACACAA
Molecule: messenger RNA, 773 nt
Organism: Lates calcarifer (barramundi perch)
Lineage: Eukaryota; Metazoa; Chordata; Actinopteri; Centropomidae
Product: type-4 ice-structuring protein LS-12
Exons: 4
Coding region: 182-586 (134 amino acids)
Source: RefSeq, a predicted model, not a curated record